AGUAGCACAAUGGCAGGGUCCAUCCGUUUCAGAAUGGGUCCAAUUACACUAUUGCUUUCGAUACUCUUGGUUCAUAGUUGUCGAGCCGAAAAGCCGUACAGUGUGGAGCUAAACACCUUUACGAUGGACGACACCAUCGAAAAUCAGGAAAAUUGGGUAGACUGGGGAACGCUGAGUAUGAAAAAGGUCUCACGAAAUCAAUUUGUGGUUAGCGGAGACUUUGAAUUCAAACUCAAUAUGGCCGAUGAGCAGAAGAUUGUUCUCAUGGUUUAUGUCUACGAUUCCAAUGCCAAUCAAAGGGGUUCGAUGGUAAUGGCUGUUAAAAAGCCGUUCUGUCAGUUCAUUAAAGAGGAUGAGGACUCGUAUCCAAGCAUACAAAAGGCUUCCAAUUUACCGGAUCAGGAUACAUGCCCAUUUCCGAAAGGCAAAUAUACUAUCGAUAACUACGAAUUGGAGACCAAUUUCCUACCGGACAAUGCACCCAAAGGCGACUAUCUGUUGCAGUUAUCCUUGUUGGAUCGUGAGGUCCCAGUAGCAGGACUUGUGGCUACUGUUACCCUGACUUAAGGGUAUAUAAACAUUUUUUUUCUUAAUUUUUUUUUUUAUAUAGUGAUUUUUGAUAUGUUCCGGGUGGAUCCAUAUGACACGACAAGCGUUCUUCUUCUUCAUAUUUAAGUUUACUUUUACCUUGAAUAUCAAUAUAAUGACUUCACUUUCAAAG
This is a messenger RNA of Drosophila melanogaster (fruit fly), 721 nucleotides long. It is a transcript of the gene CheA7a, whose product is annotated as chemosensory protein A 7a. The transcript has 2 exons. The coding region runs from base 34 to 567 and encodes 177 amino acids. Lineage: Eukaryota; Metazoa; Arthropoda; Insecta; Diptera; Drosophilidae. The record is from RefSeq and is marked reviewed.